Molecule: messenger RNA, 630 nt
Organism: Musa acuminata AAA Group (dessert banana)
Lineage: Eukaryota; Viridiplantae; Streptophyta; Magnoliopsida; Zingiberales; Musaceae
Exons: 2
Coding region: 1-630 (209 amino acids)
Biological process (GO): DNA integration
Molecular function (GO): nucleic acid binding
Source: RefSeq, a predicted model, not a curated record
AUGCAGCUCAUGCCAGGAGCACGCCCGCACCGCCCGACGGCCGGCGGUCCUGUUCACCCCCGUCGAUUGUGCUUGGCCAUUCGCGCAGUGAGGACUGGACAUACUCGGACCUCUCCCACCCGCAUCCGGGCAGCGGAAGUACAUCAUCGUAGGAGUGGACUACUUUACCAGUCCAUCGUCAUCGACAAUGGACCUCAGUUCGCCGGCAGGAGGUUCCAAGAGUUUUGCGCCAAGCACAAGAUUCAGCUGAGGUUCAGCUCGGUGGCUUACCCCCAGGCGAACGGACUAGCUGAAGUAACCAACCGGUCCAUCAUCGACGGUCUCAAGAGAAGAGUGUCCGCUGCCCGAUCGGCCUGGAUCGACGAGCUCCCGAGCGUCCUAUGGGCGCUGCGCACUACCCCUAAGACCCCAACGGGGGAGUCUCCCUACAGCCUCACGUUCGGGACCGAGGCUGUAUUACCAUCCGAAGUAGCUGUCCCGACUCCGCGGACAGCAGGCUACGGCGAAGAAGCCUCGGGUGAAGGGCUCCGAUCCAACCUGGAUUUGCUCGAAGAAAGACGGGCCGACGCGUACCGGAAAACCCUUUCUUACAAAAGAGCCGUAGCGAGGGUCUACAACCGGAGGGUAUGA